Rhinocladiella mackenziei CBS 650.93 is the source of this 1374-nucleotide messenger RNA. Its product is annotated as nuclear distribution protein PAC1. The record is from RefSeq and is a predicted model, not a curated record. Gene Ontology annotation, molecular function: protein binding. Bases 1 to 1374 code for a protein of 457 amino acids. NCBI's taxonomy places the organism in Eukaryota, Fungi, Ascomycota, Eurotiomycetes, Chaetothyriales, Herpotrichiellaceae. The transcript is spliced from 2 exons.
AUGAGCCAACUACUGACCUCUCGUCAAGCGGAGGAGCUACACAAGUCCAUGGUCGCUUAUUUCCUUUCUGUGGGCAUGACCGACACGGCUGCAGCCCUGCGGCGAGAAUCCAACCUGGCGGACACCUUCGACGAUGCCACUGCCAAAAAAUAUGAGACUUUGCUCGAGAAGAAGUGGACUUCAGUGGUCCGAUUGCAGAAAAAGAUCAUGGAUCUGGAGGCCAGAAACGCAGCUUUACAGCAGGAAAUAGAGACCGCCACUCCGCUCUCAUCAAGUCGCAAAAUCGACCCUACGACGUGGUUACCCAAAGCUCCAGCCCGGCACACAUUACAAGGCCACCGACUCCCGGUUACGUCGGUGGCAUUUCAUCCUAUCUUCUCCUCGCUCGCAUCCGCAUCGGAAGAUUCGACCAUCAAAAUCUGGGACUGGGAGCUGGGCGAGUUAGAAAGAACAUUGAAGGGACACACCAAAGCAGUGCUCGAUGUAGACUUUGGGGGGCCCAGAGGAGGCACGCUUCUUGCCAGUUGCAGCAGCGAUCUCACCAUUCGACUAUGGGAUCCAAGUGACGAAUACAAGAACAUCCGAACCUUGCCCGGCCACGACCAUUCCGUCUCCUCGAUCCGUUUUAUCCCUUCGGGGGCAGCCGGCGCCCCUCUCUCUGGAAAUACCUUGGUGUCGGCAUCAAGGGAUAAGACGCUCCGGAUCUGGGACGUCACGACCGGGUACUGCCUAAAAACAUUGAAGGGGCACACGGACUGGGUCAGAGCUGUAAUGCCCUCGAUUGACGGUCGAUGGUUGUUGAGCGCGGGCAACGACCAAAUACCGCGAUUAUGGGAUGCGAGUUCCGGCGAGGUCAAGAUCACAUUUUUGGGACACGAACAUGUGGUGGAAUGUGUAGCUUUUGCACCGAGCUCGUCCUACGUCCAUCUGGCUAGCAUUGCUGGGUACAAGAAGCCUCCUCCGGCCAGCAGCAGUGGAGAGUUUUUGGCCACCGGAGGGAGAGAUAAAAUCAUCAAGAUCUGGGAUAAUCGGGGAACAUGUCACAAAACACUGGUGGGCCAUGAUAAUUGGGUGCGCGGCCUAGUCUUCCAUCCAGCAGGUCGAUAUUUGAUUUCGAUCUCGGACGACAAAACCGUUCGAUGUUGGGAUUUAUCACAAGAGUGCAAGUGUGUCAAAGUGGUAGACGAGGCUCAUCAACACUUCAUUAGCAGCAUUCGAUGGGCACCCGAUGUUCCCAUACAGCCCGCCACAAACGGAGAGAGCAAUGGCCUGACGACCGCAGUGAAAAAAGAAGACAGCGGUGGAGGACGCAAAAUUCGGUGUGUAGUUGCGACAGCCAGUGUCGACUUGAAUGUUCGUGUCUUUGCCGGUUAG